AUGCCUCGGUACCCUGCGGUUCAACACUCUGGCCCGUCCCAGACAGAUGAGUCUCAUCAGGUGCCACCACCAUGAUUCCUGCUCUCACAUCCUGGCACUUCAUUGGGGCUCCUUUGCAAUAAGUCAAUCAGCUACUACUGGAGAAAAAAAAUUUUUUUCUCCUGGGUAGGGAGAUGGGGACAGGGGCCAUAAGGGAAGCCACAUGCUCCUGGAAAGCCAUAGCCACAGCCGCUGAUCACGUGCUGAACUCUUAGCACCACCGCUGCUGCUGCCUUUAGACUGUAGCAUUGCUUUGCUGAGGUUCUGUGACGCGCAGCCUUUCCCCUAGCUCUGGUCCUCCUCCUCCGGGGGUGGCCCUUGUUUGCAAACAGCAACAGGAAGUUUUGACGCUGCUGAUUAACCAGACUCCCACAGCUCUCUGUGCUGAGUCAUCGCCACUAGUGUCAACCUCUCGCCUGCCCCGCCGACACCACCAGCUUCCAGGUGACCGAAAGGAAGCAGCAAGCAUCCUGUGGUUCCAGUGGCUUCCAUCUGCCACCUUCUAGGGGAGGGGAGGGACAAACUUCCAUCCACCCCAGACAACCAGAAUGUGCAGGGCCCUGAAUGCCAGGAUGGGAAUUUAAUCUAAUUAAACUUCAGCAAGGGACUGAGGGACAGCUUCAUGCCAGGCACCGGGAAAAACUCUUUACACACAGGAUUGCCUUUGCUUUCAUUCAAUCCCCGCAACAUGUGUGCAAACCUCCCACCUGGCAUCCUGCAUGUGUCCAGCAACUCCCUGCACCUGGGCACUAAUCACGCAGGUGGGCUUGGCAUCCUCACAGCCUCUGUAGCACAUGCCUUCAGGGGGAAGAGACCCGGGGACUCAGGAGACUCGAGGCAUCUCCAGAGUCACAGCCUGAAGACGGAACCCCAUGCUCUCCUGGACAUAAAAGCCACACAGUCCCUGGCAGACAGGAUCUGCUCCAAGCAUUUUCCAAAGCCGCAGGGGCUGCUUACAAGACUCUGCCCAUCACCCCCAACCUGGCUGAGCUGGGACCACAUCGACGCCUGGCCUGACUCUCCUACCAGGAUGCCCUCCAAGACCAACACUGAUGCCUGAGCCCUCACCAGGGAGACUGGGGGUGCCCCUACGCGGCUGCUGCACCUGAUGUUGGAAAUGGAGGCUCCAAAAACAUAAGUGAAGUGGGUAUUCCUGCUAAACACUCCACUCAGGGCCUGGGGGAAGGGGAGCAAAUGUCUGUCUGCCCCCCGC
Molecule: messenger RNA, 1252 nt
Organism: Macaca mulatta (Rhesus monkey)
Lineage: Eukaryota; Metazoa; Chordata; Mammalia; Primates; Cercopithecidae
Source: RefSeq, a predicted model, not a curated record